Hydatigera taeniaeformis is the source of this 609-nucleotide messenger RNA. Lineage: Eukaryota; Metazoa; Platyhelminthes; Cestoda; Cyclophyllidea; Taeniidae. The record is from the annotation of a GenBank genome assembly.
AUGGAGGAAAUAGUUAGGUGUUCUGGUUGUAAUCAAGUCUUUUGCAAGGAACACUACUUCUUUGACCGUCAUUCCUGCCCUAUUGGUAACACAAAGGAACGCCAAGUGCCUGUCUGCCCGCUCUGUGGUGUCCUCGUUCCAAUUGGUCCCAACGAAUCUGCCGACAUUAAGGUUGGUCACCACAUUGAUACAGAUUGCAAGUCCCAACCAGCUCUUGCACUCAAAGGAAGAAUAUUUAAGAAUGCUUGUUCGGUGCCGAAAUGUAAAAAGAAGGAAUUGGUUCCUCUGCGCUGUGAGCUAUGUCAUCUCAACUACUGUAUCAGUCACCGAAAUGAGCUGGAUCACAAUUGCAUGGGACUUUUAGCAAUUUCUGCUAAUGGGAAACGAAUGUCGGCUUCUGGAGCUGCGGCAAUCAAACGCGCUGUUGCUAGGCAAUCCAACAACAAUUUCAGUGAUGACAGUGGCGCACUCAAGAAAGCCCAACAGGAAGAGGUGGACAGACAACUGGCAUUGGCGAUAGCUGCUUCAAUGGAAGCCGAGGAGGAGAAUCGCCGGAGACAGCGGCAACAAACAUCUGCCUCCUCCGAUAACGGCUGCAAUAUUAGCUGA